AUUGUCUGGUCUUGUCUUUCUGAAAUGGUGUUGGUGUUGGCCUGACGUCACCUGUUCCACGGUGGCUGAUAGCGUUAAGUCGGAAUUAUUUUUUUUACAAAUAAUAAUAUGAAUUUUGUGUUAAAAAUACAAUGUGAACUUCCCUAGUGUUGUUACUUUUGAGGUGUAAAGAACAAUUUUUCUUUGUUCGUCGUUAAUUCAGAAUUUUUAGUGUCAAUAUGUCACAUUUUCUGAUGGGCGAUAUAUUCGAUACAAAUUCGAACAGUGAAGAGGAUAUGGAUAAUUCUUCUUUGAAUGACAUAAAUUUAUCAUUUAACUACGAAAAUGGAGAUCUCAUGAGCUCGGAGUUCUUCGAUAAUGUUAAUUUAAUGGAACGUGAAAAUGCCCAAGAUGGUCUCUUCAAUCUUGAAAGCGAUUUUUGUUUUCUAAGUGAUAACAGUUCUCAUGCUGAUGAGGUGAAAUCAGAAAAGAGUACUUCUUCAGACAGUGGAAAGUCAAGCACCUGUUAUGAUCAAGACAUUUUUCAAAACAAUCUCAAUAACAUUCUCUUAAAUGAUGACAAUAUUUUAAUGUCAGAAUGUAAGCCCACAUUUGAAGAUGAAUCCGAAACUUUUCCUGUGAUUAAAAAUAGCCAAAUUAAAAUUAUUGGACAAAACCCUGGUACCAAAAGAGUUAUUGUUACAAACCCCUACAAUACAAUAGGUAAAAAAUUACUUGUGUACAUUGUAAUAUAUAAUCCUAACUAUUCUAAAAUUACAUUUAGUGAUAUCUAACAAUUUAACUAGAAC
This is a messenger RNA of Agrilus planipennis (emerald ash borer), 788 nucleotides long. RefSeq lists its product as uncharacterized. The coding region runs from base 219 to 773 and encodes 184 amino acids. The record is from RefSeq and is a predicted model, not a curated record. The transcript has 3 exons. NCBI's taxonomy places the organism in Eukaryota, Metazoa, Arthropoda, Insecta, Coleoptera, Buprestidae.